AUGAGAGCGAAUGAUUUGAAAAAAGAGAUCAAAAAGCUACAGAAAUUUAGGGAGCAGAUAAAACAUUGGCUACUGAACGAUGCUGUGAACACGCUAGGGCCGGUAGGGACGUCAUAUAUGGGGAAGUUGCUAGAGAAUAAGAGUGUUAUUGAAGAUGCUAUGGAGACGUACAAAUCCGUGGAAAAACAAACCAAGUUGAAGACAUUUUCCAACCAGUCGAUCAUGAUGACCUUUAUCGAUAGCGCGCAUGGAGACGAGGACGACGAGGAUAGCGAGGAAAUAGAAAGCAGCGAAGAAGAGGACGAAAGUGAGUAUGAAGGGCUAUCGGAAGAAGCAGUUGACUCGAUAAAAUUUUUCAAGGAUGCUAUUAGUGAGCUAAAAGAGCAAACAGAAAAGUCCACACACGAGCAUGAAAAAUUAGCAGGAAAGAAAUUGAGAAAGAAUAACUUGUCAACGAUAGAAGCAAAGAAGGAGAAGAUACAGGCGACAAUAGCCAAUAAUAAGUUUCAUCAAAAGAAAUUGCGCAAGUUGAUCAAAUUAUUGAAAAAUGGUCUGGUGAUUGAGUUUAAUCUUAUUUUUGCUUUAAAGGGAGAUAUUGAACAAUACUUGAACACAAAUGGAGAUUACGACUUUGGCAAGGAUACCGAAUUGUAUGAGGAUAUCUUUAAUCAAAUCGCUGCAGCAGAGGAGGACUAUUCCGAAAUUCAUGAAGAUCAUUCAACUGAACCAACACUGGAAGAAGGUAAUAAUGAAUAUUCUGCAACAAAGAAAAAUGGUUAUAUACUGGAAAACUUUGCAGCAGCAGCAGCAGCAACAACAACAACAACAGUGGCAUCAUCAUCAACAUCACAUCCUACAAACCUGCAAGCUCAUGAACACAACAAUACAAGCGCAGCUGCUAAUCAUUCAACAACACAACCGGUGCUAUCCAGUUCCGGUCCACAACAAGCUCACCACCACCUUUCCAAAAAUAGUUAUUCAUCACCUCCUACUCAAAACAACCAAGCCCCCGCAGUCGCUGCCGCCGCCGCCACUACCUCCACCCCCACCACCACCACCACCUCCUCCUUAUCAUCACAGAAUCACUCUCAUACACUACAUGGUCAACAAAAUUCUGGGUCACAAACUAGUCCAGAGAUUGCCUCUCCUGCAAUAGUAAGAUCGUUAAAGCCAGCUACAACGCCUUCAAAGCCCGUAGGUGGCCUCAAGUGGUCUGCAGCAGCAGCAGUUGGUAUCCCGGACACUCUAUAUAAGUCAUCAUCAACCGAGUAUGAAGAUGAAGGAUUACAGAAAGGAAAUGUUGCAGUUGAGAGCCCCAACAAUCGAGCCGCUGCAGAGGAAGAACAACAAGAAGAAGCAGUAAAAGAAGAAGAAAAAGAGGAAGAAGAAAAUGUACAGUUUGACCCGAUAAAACUAGAGCCAAUUGAUUUGGAUAAAUACAAAAACAUAAUAGCCAACUCCUCAUUAUCAAAGACAGAAUUGAACUUGUUUGCAGAUAUGAAUUUGGUGCGUGUACCUCCCGGAAUUCAAGACUUGGCCGUCUCAUUUGCUUCGAAGCGUAAUAACGACGAGUUCAAGAUCUUGGUUGACUCACAAGAUUUCAAUCAGUAUACUUGUCCAAUUUAUAAAUCGUAUUUGCCCAAGAUUGUUCAACCAAAUUAUUAUUCUCAGUUUACAAACUUCAGUUUCAAGCAUCCUAUACAAUUAACCAAAUUUCAGUCUCAUUGGAACAAGAUCAGGGCCUACUAUGGGUUUGGGGGUCUAGUAAAAGAAAUUAAGGAUUUGUUAUUACGAGAGACGCCCGAAAACGCAGCCUUGAUUGCUGAAUUAACAUUUGUAUUUUUCUAUGGUUUUUACUAUGGAUUAACACCAGCAGAAAACCUUAUAGCAGAAAGUAGUUUGUUUGAAUUAGGUUGGAAACCAUACAGGACCCAGUUAGAUGUGCCUACAACAAUUAACAAUUCUGUUUCGCGAGCUGCUUCGACAGAUGGUAUGAAUAAAGAAAACCAUUCCAGUCAGUAUUUCUACUGGUUCAGGAGACUAAAAUUGAUUUCUUCUUCUAGUGACCAACAACAGCCAUUGGAUAAGACUCAAGCUUUUGAGAUUGGAGAUUACCAAGUGUUUGAUUUGAAUUUUUGGGAGAUUUUUGUAAAAUAUGGGUUUAAGCUUGAUUAUUCUUCUUGUCAAUUGGAACCUUCUAAAACGUUAUUUUAA
Molecule: messenger RNA, 2214 nt
Organism: Lodderomyces oxycetoniae
Lineage: Eukaryota; Fungi; Ascomycota; Pichiomycetes; Serinales; Debaryomycetaceae
Gene: NOT3
Product: CCR4-NOT core subunit
Exons: 2
Coding region: 1-2214 (737 amino acids)
Biological process (GO): regulation of DNA-templated transcription; nuclear-transcribed mRNA poly(A) tail shortening
Cellular component (GO): CCR4-NOT core complex; nucleus; P-body
Source: RefSeq, a predicted model, not a curated record